Messenger RNA from Sorghum bicolor (sorghum), 2201 nucleotides. RefSeq names its product zinc finger CCCH domain-containing protein 62. Lineage: Eukaryota; Viridiplantae; Streptophyta; Magnoliopsida; Poales; Poaceae. The coding region runs from base 151 to 1812 and encodes 553 amino acids. The record is from RefSeq and is a predicted model, not a curated record. The transcript has 9 exons.
GGAAACCUGCGCUGCUCGCGACACAGAGGCAAACCGUUUUCACCACGCCGCAAUCUUCCCCAUUCCAUUCCAAAGCGUACAGAGGGGAAGGCGGGGGCGGGCAAUCGGAGGGCGAGGAGGAGGCAAAGGCGUCUCCACUUGAGCGGCGGGAUGCCGGUAACGCGUAGGCGCGCCGCGGCGGCGGCGGCGGCGCAGGUGGUGGAGGAGGGGCACGUUGCGCCUAUCGACAUAUCCUCUGAUUCCGAAGCGGGGUCAGAGUCAAGGUCGGAGGAUGAGGAGGAUUCAUUAUCGGAGGAAGAGGAGGAUACGAGCGAUGAGGACUUUGUCGACAUCAGCGACAACGACAGCGAAGAUGGCGAAGGAAGCGGCGUGGAAAGCGAGGAGGAAUCGGAGGCGGAGGCGGAGGCUUAUGCUGAGGCUGAGGUUGAGCAAUUGGGCGCGGAUCGGAGCGAGGUCGCCUGCAACAAAAUCACUAGUCUCCUCAGCAGUGGGAAGAGUCUGGAGGGUUUAAAGGUGGCGGAGUGCAAGGCGUAUUUAAAGAAGAUUGGUCUUAGCCAAACUGGGGGCAUAGACACUUGUGUAGACAGAAUAGUGCUUCACUGGAGGUUCAAAGAUGGGGAUCCAGAGAGAAUUUAUCCUCGGUCAUCCUUCUGUAUCAACUGUAAAGGUGAUGUUUGUAGGGGCGAUGCCGUCCUAUUCAAACAGAAGGUGUACGAGAAGAGUGGAAAAAGGCAUGCAAAAUGUAUAGGUAAGCGUAUAGUAGCCGGCAAAGUCGUCAAGGAAAGUUAUGGUAAACAAAAGCAGCAACACACUUUCACAAUUCAAGUGUUUUGGAGCAAAGGAGCUGGGAAAUUACCACCUUUGCAUCUGUUGCUUGUCAAAGGGCGCAACCUAUACAGAAUGAUGACUUUUCGUCAGCCUUGGGCAAAUGAAGUAGAAAGGCUGAAGGUUCUAGAAGAGAAGCACAACAGAGGGGACGAUGCAAGGCGUGUCCGUGCUUUGAACAGACCUAAUUCUGCUGGAAACACUCUUAAAGGCAAGAAAAAAUUGGACAAAGAAAAGCACAAGUCUCGAUCUGGAAGGCCUCACUGCCAAUCUAAUAUCACUGAAUUGGAUAAAGGCAAAAAACGUCCAGCACAAUCCUCUAAGUUUGAUCUUCCUAAUAAAAGAUCUAAGAAAGAAGGGUCCCAAGUGCCUUCUGGAAAAGAAACCACUGGUGGUGGUAGGAGGUCAAAGAAAAAUGGUGCUCGCCAAGAUAAGAGCAUUUGCACUGGUUAUAACAGUUCUCUAUGCAAUGAAAACAGGGAGAAGAAUCAUGCUACCUUUCAGAAAAAGUGUCACGUGCCUCUCAACAAGGGUCCAUCUAGCUCAAAAGUUGGGAUGAACAAAAAGGCGGCUGGUUCUGGGUGCAACAGAAUUGGUGGCACACACAGUCAAUUAGAAGGAAGACACAUAACUCCAGCUGCCCAUGUUGAGGCAAAUCAUGGAAAUUUUGUUUUAGUACAGAAUGUUUGUGUUGAAAGGCCCCAACGGCCUACUCAAUUGCGUGAAGUUGCUCACGGUUUACUACCUCGCCUUGGUGGCAGCCAUCCAGAUGUGCUAUCCAACGUUACAAUGGGUCUCCGACAUCAAAUUGGAGCAAUGGCUAGUGUGCAUGCACCUGCGUGUUUCAGGGGACUUCCACCCAAUCAACAGAGGGUAGCAUUUCCUUCAGCUAACAGGCAACAAACUGGGUACCAUCCUCAUCCAGAAGAAGCAUACGUUGUGCCACACUUCAGAUAUCCUAGCGGGAGUACUGGUUUCCGUAGAUAAGACAGUCUGGUUGAUGCCAGCUGCAUUUUGAUAAUUGCAUUGGUGGAUGCGAUGGAAUACUGUGCUACCAUUGACUUGAUUGAGUGACCACUGCGAUUGCCACGUGAGGGCCUAUGCAUAAGAAUAUAAGAUGGAUAAGAAACCAAUAUCAGGGCUUUGUAUGCUUCAAACGGGAAGGUUAGGAAAUAUUACCGUCUUUUUGUCGAAUGAGUUCAUAGCUGGAAUUGUCCUGCAAGAUUGAAGCGAGAUAUUCCCAGAAGGGACAUAGGUUUCUGAAAUUUGAGCUAGGCCUUGUUUAGUUCCGAAAAAAUUUCGGAUUUCGGCACUGUAGCACUUUCGUUUGUUUGUGGUAAAUAUUAUCCAAUUAUAGACUAACUAUGGUCAAAAGA